GCCCCGCAUCCAUCCCGCGCUGAUCAGUGACGUAUAAUCCGCGCGACCUCCCCGGAAGUACGUCAUGAGGGAAGAUGGCGGCGUGCAGGGCUGAUCCUGGCAACGUGACUUGGUGACGGUGAGCGGCCGGUGAGGCCGGGACUGCGGGACUGGAUCUGGGUUGGGGGGGAAAAAUAAAUAUAUAUACAUAUAUAUAUUUUUUUCUAUCUUGUAAAAGAGAAGAUGUCUGGAUACAAACCUGUCGCUGUCCCAUCUUACCCUAAGCUUGGAGAAAAGAUAACACAGGAUACACUAUACUGGAAGCAUUACAAGACUCCUGUCCAGAUUAAAGAAUUUGGAGCUGUAACCAAAAUAGACUUUUCUCCUGUUCAGCCUUGUAAUUAUGCAGUUACAGCAUCUACACGGAUUCACAUCUAUGGACAGUACUCUCAGGAGCCUAUAAAAACCUUCUCCCGCUUUAAAGACGCUGCUUAUUGUGGGACAUACAGGGGCGAUGGGAGAUUGCUCGCCGCUGGCUGUGAAGAUAGCGUGGUGCAGCUCUUUGACAUCAAUGGCAAGGCUGCUCUGAGACAGUUUUCCGGACACAGCAAAGCUGUGCAUUUUGUGGACUUCACUUCAGACAAGUUUCGUAUUGUGUCCGGCUCAGAUGACUACACAUCUAAGGUCUGGGACAUCCCCAAUGGCACUGAAAUCUCUAACUACAAAGAGCACACAGACUACGUGCGUUGCGGCUGCGCUAGUAAACUCAAUGAUGAUCUGUUUGUUACGGGCUCCUAUGAUCAUACUAUAAAAGUGUUUGAUGCACGGACAGAGAAGAGUGUGAUGACCAUGGAACAUGAGCAACCGGUGGAGAGUGUCCUACUCUUCCCAUCUGGGGGGCUUCUUGUAUCUGCAGGAGGUAGAUAUGUCAAAGUAUGGGACCUACUGAAAGGUGGACAGUUACUGGUGUCAUUAAAAAACCAUCACAAAACCGUGACCAGUCUGUGCCUGAGCAGCUCCGGUCAGAGGUUGCUGUCUGGAUCAUUAGACAGGCAUGUGAAGAUCUACAGCACUAUGAACUACAAAGUAGUUCAUAGUUUUGAUUAUGCAGCCUCACUCUUGAGCCUUGCGUUGGCGCCUGAUGACGAGAUGAUUGUUGUGGGAAUGACCAAUGGGGUGUUGAAUGUCAAAUAUCGGAAGCACGAGGAAAAGAAGCAGCCGUCAAAGCGACAUCCCAGAUACAGAAUGUUUGUGAAAGGCAAGGACUACAUGGCAAAACAGGAUGACAUAUUCAUCAGCAAACCAGUAAGACAGCACAUGAAGAAAUAUGACAAGCAGCUCAGGGGGUUCCAGGUGUCGGCAGCUCUUGAUACUGUGCUAGAGACUGAUAUUACUGCCAGAACUCCGGAGGUGACAGUGGCGGUGAUGAAUGAAAUUAACCGAAGAGGAACCCUUAAAAAUGCUCUUGCAGGGAGGGAUGAGAAGCAGCUGAGCACCAUACUCACCUUCCUUAUAAAGCGCGUGGUGGAACCCCGGUUUGCCCCAAUGUUGGUAAAUGUAGCAGAAAAUGUUUUAGAUAUCUAUUCUUCUGUCAUCAACCAAUCUCCUAUAGUCGAUAAACUGUUCUUACGGCUCCAAGAUACCUUAGAGAAAGAGAUCAGCUACCAAGAAGAGCUCCUUGAAGUUUUGGGGAUGAUGGACACCCUCUUUGCAACUAUGGCAAGCAAAAUAGAAACUGUUUCAGGAGAGACCAAGUCAAUAAGUAUCCCAGAUCAAAAGACCAGAAAAUCCUCACUGUAACCUGGCACUUGCCGGUGGACAUCUGACCUUUUAUCACUUCGUAAUAUAUUUUUUAUAUGGGGUCAUCUGUUCUACAGCAAAGGUUGGGAUUCUAUAACAGACCGUUGGCCAGUUCCGUGAUCUUAACUGUUGCAGAGGACUCAAUCAAGGAUGUUAGUUCAUGGACUUUUUUUAAAGAAAGUGUUUGUGAUUGCAUAAAUUUUACAUGAACUCCUGUCAGGUGCUUGAUCUGUGCCAACCACUGGCAAAGCUCAUUGUCCAGCCACUUAAUUCCCUUUUGUAGUUUUGGUUACUGCUGUAUUCUGCUGACUCACCGACCCAUAGUUGUAGGAGCCCGUCUGUCUUGAGAUGUUAUUUUGGAACAUAGGAGGUGGGGUGUUGUGAUCCUGUGCUCUGGUUGAGUUCUUUUUCUUUAAAUGGAAAGACAGAGCUUGGCAAUCUGUUAUCUGCGUUCACCUGGCAAAGAAUGAAAUAAGACAAAGCCAUAUAGAGAUGUCUGCAUUUACACAGCUCUCAUAAUAUCAGUACUUAGGACAGGUUUCUGGAUUAUUGGCUCAUAUAUCUAUUAACAUUCCUAGUAGUUCAGCUACAGUGCUUGCAACAUAUUAUCAGGCUGAUUUAUGACCUGACUGGUAAAUCUGGGACCCAUGACCUUCCUGUUGCCCCAACAUAGUAGCAAGAGAAUUUGUGAUUGGGUGAAAUCCAAUGGUCCUGCACCUUUUUCUUAAAAUGUUACCAGAUACUGAUGCCUAGAGAAUAGCAAAAUAAAGGGGCAAUUCAGAUGGCCUCAAGGUUCCAUAGUAGCCUUGCUGGUUACGUUUCUGCUCACAAUCUUGUACUUCAUGAGGUUCAAGUAAAAAUGAGUAAAGGUCAUUAACCAAAGCAUCACAUGGGGACAUAACCUGAAAGGCUAUUUCGAAAACUUGUGUGCAGCUUAAAUGCCCUCUAAGUGUCUCUGAGUUGGUAACAGCAGCGAAGCCAUCAAAGCAAAUGCCACCAUUCUGGUAGGCUGGAUUGUUGUGGCCUUUCUCACAAUAUUAAUAAUAAAAAAGAUAAAACCUGAACAAAAAUAUAUUUUAUGAGUUGAAUUAAGAGUGGGUGCCCAUUUGCUGCAGUUGCUCUGCGUGAAUAAAGAAACACUGGUCUUUACUGAGUAA
This is a messenger RNA of Pseudophryne corroboree (corroboree frog), 2936 nucleotides long. RefSeq names its product UTP15 small subunit processome component (gene UTP15). The coding region runs from base 223 to 1779 and encodes 518 amino acids. The transcript has 13 exons. The record is from RefSeq and is a predicted model, not a curated record. Gene Ontology annotation, cellular component: nucleolus. Gene Ontology annotation, biological process: positive regulation of transcription by RNA polymerase I; rRNA processing. NCBI's taxonomy places the organism in Eukaryota, Metazoa, Chordata, Amphibia, Anura, Myobatrachidae. Gene Ontology annotation, molecular function: protein binding.